GGCGGGACUUCCGGCCGCGAUCCCCACCGGGGGCGGGAUUUCCUGUUUUCUUCCUAGAGAAGGGGCCUCUCUGGGCUGCGGGCGUGGUGUAGCCCGGGUCGGCGGCCUUACUUCGGUGGUAGGAUACUUCUUGGACGUCCCGCUCCGUGUCCCGUGCUGCAGACGUUUUCUUUUCUGUCUCCCUCCACAACUGUCCUGGGUGGCCUGCACCUUCCCGCUGGGCAGCUCCCCCUUCCUGGUUUGCCCCCGAGUGAGUUGCCCUCCUUCAGCCGCGCUCACAAGCCACUUGCCCGGGAACACACUGCUGCCGUGGCUACCCCGAGAUCUAGUGCCUAGGAGCUGGGCCUUGCCAUUCGUCGCCUUCUCAUAUUCUUUCUCAUGGAAGUGAAAACCAAAGCUGUGUCAUCGUGGACCAGUCACUUUCUUGCCCUUAGCCGUAACCCUAAACUUCCAGCCUCCUUCAUUAGGAGAGGUGGACGGUGUGUGUAGGAGUCGCUGGGCGCCUUUUAAAGCUGUAGGCAGGACUUUGAGGUCCAGCAGACAGUACUAUCAAAUCACUGCACCUUUCUCCCUCUCAGUGGAAAGAUGGGGUGGGGAAUACAGUCUACUGAGGUAGGCAGAGUGGAACUCAGGAUUGGCAGAAGGCUCUAGAUACAGACUGCCCUUCUCAGGGGUCAGUUCUGCCAGUAUAACUGUCGAGAUGCCGGGUUCAGAGCUUAAGGCUGUAAAGUGGGGUGUCCAUUGCUGAUUCUUGUAGGAAGUAAGAGGUUGCUUAGGAACAGUGAUCAUCUCCUGGUCCAACAUGUAAGUCGUUCCCACUUUGGUGAGUCAGGUGCAGCGGACCAGUGUGGAGUCUGUGAGCAGACUGGCUCUUUCUGUUUCUUCACUGUGGUCCUGGUGGGCUUGAGUCCCUCCAGUGAUGAGGUGCUGAUUACCUCUUAGAGCCCUCGGCUGCCUAGAAGUUGUGGUUCACACACUGCUUCAAGAUGGGCACAGCUAGCCAGUGGUCCAAGGUCACAGUAAAUCAUGGUGGGGGGCUGGGGAUCCUUGGGCUCCAGGAGUUCUGUCUGAUGGGGAGACAGGCAGCAGAACAGCUCUACAAGCACCACAGAGCCCUGUGCAGCAGAGGCUGAGGAGACGAAGCUGAUGCCGUGAUUCUGGGCACGUAGCAGCUUGUAUCUUCCUGUGCCCACCUUCAGCCCAGCGCCCAUCUCUCUCCUAGAAGAAUUGUCCCAGGGAAGGAGGUAUCCCCCUCACCUGGUGAUUGGAAAGCUGGCGGUGACCUGAGAACCAGUGAGCUGGGUGUGGGGUCCACCUGGUCCUGGUCACUCCAGAGGGAGAGGACCUGCUGGACCAAGUGAAAGACGAAGGCGCUGUGCUACAGAAGCUGUGCAAGUCUGGGUCUCUGUAUCCCAGGCUGACUUCAAAGCCAUAACAGUCUUGCUUCAGUCUCUGAGUACCGUGAUUUCGGGGCUCGGAUGGCGUCUGGGCGGCCGGAGGAACUGUGGGAAGCCGUCGUGGGGGCUGCCGAGCGCUUUCGGGCCCGCACUGGCACGGAGCUGGUAUUACUGACUGCAGCACCGCCGCCCCCGCCCCGCCCAGGGCCCUGUGCCUAUGCUGCCCAUGGCCGAGGAGCCCUGGCAGAGGCCGCCCGACGCUGCCUCCACGACAUCGCACAGGCACACAGGGCUGCCACUGCCACCCGACCUCCGGGUCCCCCACCAGCACCACAGCCGACCAGCCCUGCUCCCAGCCCACCACCUCGGCCAGCCCUGGCCAGGGAGGAGGAUGAGGAGGAUGAGGACGAACCCACUGAAACAGAGACAUCUGGGGAGCGGCUGGGCGGUAGCGAUGAUGGAGGUCUCUUCAUGAUGGAUGAGGAUGCCACCCUCCAGGACCUGCCCCCCUUCUGCGAGUCAGACCCGGAGAGCACAGACGACGGCAGCCUGAGUGAGGAGACACCCGCCGGACCCCCAGCCUGCCCCAAGCCCCCGGCCACAGCCCUGCCGACCCAGCAGUAUGCCAAGUCUCUGCCCGUGUCGGUGCCAGUGUGGGCCUUCAAGGAGAAGAGGACAGAAGCCCGAUCGUCAGAUGAGGAGAAUGGCCCGCCCUCCUCGCCCGACCUGGACCGAAUAGCCGCUAGCAUGCGCGCGCUGGUGCUGCGGGAGGCGGAGGACACGCAGGUCUUCGGGGACCUUCCGCGGCCGCGGCUCAAUACCAGCGACUUCCAGAAGCUGAAGCGGAAGUAUUAGUUGUGCAGGACGCCUCGGCGCGCUGGAGAGGCCGCGGUCGGCUCUGCCCGGCAACAGAACAGUUCUUUCGGGAUUGGCUCGCCCCGGCCGGGCGGGGCUGGUUCUAAAUGCUCGCAGGGUCGACUCCGUUCCUAGCCUAGCGACAGCAGCUUUGCCCGCACUGCCUCGACUCGCGGCCCCAGGGCAGAGCCCCGCUGCGGGAGCUAGCGCUGCUCGCCGGUGUGCAAGAGUUGCCAGCCGCCCGUGUCCCCUACCCGAUUGGCCCCGGCCUCCUGGGAGUGUGGCCAAGCCCUCCCUGACCCAGGAUUGGCCCGAGGCCUUGAAUUUCUUACACUACUAGGGCUGUUACUUUUUUUUUUCUCCUUUGCCUGAGUCCUGACAAUUGUGUCCCUGUCCCCCAGGGGACAGUCUGGUCCUUCUCCGCGUCUGACGCCCCCUAUAGGUUCCACCGCACGACAUCCUGUCCAUCAAAACUUGUCCUGUACCCAGGACGCUACCAGCUUCCUGUCCCCCGACCCUAACAGGUGCCUUAAAAGGUCCUCUCCCACCCAAGGUGGGGGGGCCAGGGGACCUCACUUUCCGGCCCUGGAUUUGGGUGCGGGAGAGUGGGAUGGGGGUCGGGAGGGGCGCUCUGAGAUUAAAGUUUUACCUCUGA
Molecule: messenger RNA, 2907 nt
Organism: Apodemus sylvaticus (European woodmouse)
Lineage: Eukaryota; Metazoa; Chordata; Mammalia; Rodentia; Muridae
Gene: Akt1s1
Product: AKT1 substrate 1
Exons: 5
Coding region: 1479-2252 (257 amino acids)
Biological process (GO): neurotrophin TRK receptor signaling pathway; negative regulation of TOR signaling; negative regulation of protein kinase activity
Cellular component (GO): cytoplasm
Source: RefSeq, a predicted model, not a curated record